This is a messenger RNA of Spea bombifrons (plains spadefoot toad), 4581 nucleotides long. RefSeq names its product tudor domain containing 6 (gene TDRD6). The transcript is spliced from 3 exons. Lineage: Eukaryota; Metazoa; Chordata; Amphibia; Anura; Pelobatidae. The record is from RefSeq and is a predicted model, not a curated record. The coding region runs from base 1 to 4581 and encodes 1526 amino acids.
AUGGACUUUUUCUACCCCCAUAUUCAAGUGGGUGUGACGGAGCCCGUGCUUGUCACCCAGGUGCUGGACCCGCGGCGAGUUUUCUGCCAGCUGCGGAGUUUGUCUCAUGAGGUACAGCGCCUUUCAGAGAGCAUGCACCAUUACUACGAGCUGCAGGCCGGAUAUGGCGAUGCCAGCAUGCAGCAUUCCUUUAUCCUUGGGCAGCCAUGUGCCUCUCGUGGCCCUGAUGGAUGUUGGUACCGCUCGCUAUUGCAAGAGUACAUUCCGGACAGACGCCUCGCUGCGGUCAUACAUGUCGACUGGGGCCGCCGGGAUGUCGUUCCCAUGACCGGCUUGCGGUCCCUGGCCCCUGAUUUUUUCCGGAUGCCCGUUGUCACUUUCCCCUGCAGCUUGUAUGGUGUGUCAGAUAGGGGCUCGGGCUGGGAUCCCGCGCAGGUCUUCGAGCUACGCUCCUUACUUUACGGAAGACAGCUUACCGCCAAGAUUGAGUUUUACAAUUCCUACGAGCAUUUGUACGUCGUCAACCUGUUCGGAGACGACGGGUUCAACGUAAAUCGCCUGUUUGACAUGAGGGCUCACACUCUGAAAGUCUGCCAGGCGAACAGGCUGAUGGCCGACGGCCCCGUGCCCGUGGAAGAAGUAUGUGGCAAUGGCAAAGCACGGGUAGCCGACGUUCCCAAGCAACAGUUUUAUGUUCCCGCUACCCCUACGCAAGAGCUGAAGGUUGGUAAAUUCUACGACGCCUUCGUGGAGUUUGUCUGCGACCCCUCUCGCUUCUGGAUCAGGAUUGCCGAAAACGCUUCAAACUACAGCAAAGUGGUGAACGGCGUCACGCGCCUGUAUUCCCAAGCGUCCAAACUAGAUGGCAUCAUACCGAAGCCCCAGAGAGGACAACUGUGCUGCACCAAGUUCAAGGAUAACCAGUAUUACCGAGCCGAGGUGGUGGCCACUCACGAAAAGAAAGUCACCGUGUAUUUCAUUGAUUAUGGCAACUCAGAAACCGUGGACUGGUAUAAUGUGAAAGAGCUACCUGCCCAGUUCAGAGAUAUACCCGGCUCGGCUAUACGUUGUUGCCUGGCGGACAUCCACCCCUUGGGUGAGGAAUGGAGUUCUGAAGCUAUUGCUGCCUUCAAAGUGGCUGUCGUGGAUAAGAAACUUGUCAUUUACAUCGUUUGCAAAGAGUCCGAUAACUAUACGGUGGAGGUUUUGGAUCAAUCCAGAAUAGAAGAAAGAAGUAUAGGCAAAGUCCUUGCCGAUGCAGGACAUGCAAAAUUCGAAAGCCACGAGCCUGUAGAGGAGCUCCCGAAGCUUAUUACCGCUAUGGCUAUUGGAAAGGAGAACGACGUUCAAUUGAACGAUGCGGUUUCUAGUAAAAAGUCCCAUAAGACACGCCAGCGAGAGCCUGUACCCAAUCGGGCAAAAGGAGACAAAGCCAAAAAGCCCAUGUGCUCUCCCUUUGAAGAUCAAUUUUUUGAGCCCGGGGCUACCAUAGAAGUGGUUGUAUCUUCUGUUGAUCAUCCGGGUUUGUUUUGGUGCCAAAACGUUGCACACGCCUCAGACCUCAAUCACCUCAUGAAUAAAAUACAGGAGUAUUGCUCAAGCACGAGUUGUCCUUCCGAUAGACGGUCAUCUAGCUGUCUCGCAAGAAGCCCGAGUGACGGCCAGUGGUACAGAGGAUUUGUUACAGAGACACCUGUUUGCGCCUCUGAUUCAGAAACGGUUGAAGUGCUGUAUGUGGACUACGGAAGGAAAGAAAUGGUUCCGGCAAGGGAUCUCCGUUCGAUUAAAAGCGAAUUCUUUAACUUGAAAGCCCAAGCCUUCAGGUGCAGCCUGUAUAACAUUAUCGCUCCUCUUGGCAAGGAUCCGUUUUGUUGGGACGCAAAAGCAACCGGGCUCUUCAACGAGUUUGUUGAGGGUGCAUCAGGAAAGUCCGUGCCGUUCUGCUGUAUGUUUUUCGCCGUAGCGUCCAUGGACGAUGAGAUGUUUAACAUCGUGGACUUGUUCACUCCGUUUACCAGCGUAUGCAAUUUGUUAGUAGAACGAAGACAUGCCACUCCUCUGUCUCACAAAACGUUGGACCCGUCAGUGCAGCUUCAUUCAUACUUUUACUCCAUGCACGAUAUUAAGAUAGGCUGCGAAGAAGAGAUUUACGUCACGCAUACUAAUCGCUCUCUGGAGUUUUACUGCCAGCUUUCCAGAAACGCCGGAACGGUUGACGAGAUCUCAUCCGUCGUCGCAAGGGCAUCCAGCAAGGCACAGGAAUCCAAAGCACCUCUCGGGCCAUUGUGUCUCGCCAGAUUUACAGACAAGCAGUGGUACCGUGGCUUUAUCUGCUCUAACUCUAGCAAUCCAGAGGUCUUCUUUGUAGAUUUUGGUAACACUGAUAAAGUUAACGACAAAGACCUGCUCCCGAUAAAACAAAACGAGUACGAGCUGCUGCUUUUUCCAAUGCAAGCCAUAAAAUGCUCUCUCUCCGACGUUCCUCCUAACGUUCCGAGUGAUAUUGUAUCUUGGUUCGAGAAAACCGUUCUGGAUAAACCGUUAAGAGCGAUCAUUGUAGCCAAAGAGACAGAUGGGAAGUUGAUUGUGGAGCUGUACAGCGGCAACCGACAAAUAAAUACAAGUAUCAAGUCAAAGUUAGGUUUGAGAAGCCAGAAAGACACCGCAAACGCUCUCUUGCAUUCUGCGUCUGACAACGUCCGAAACGGUGACACAAAGAAAAGAGCCUACAAUGCAAGUAAAGGAGAAACCAGAGAUCCUGGGCAAAGAUUUUACCAGGUUAAUUCCAAAAGAGACGAAUCUAGAUCUUCGCAAAGUGUUUCACGUAAUGCUGCGCCGCGGCAGAAAGCGGACUCUGCAAAAGACAGAAUGCUUUCUUCCGAAACCAAGCCCGUGUUAAGUAAUAAAUCGCCGCAGAUGCGCUCUUUUGGGGACAAACUAUACAAGGCGAGUCCUCCUCAGAUAAAACUGAAAGAUUUGCCCAAGAGAAACCUCUUUCCUGGAUUACAGUUUCCCGUGUACAUUUCCCACAUUAACUCGAUAUACGACUUCAGCGUGCAGAUCGCGCAAGACGCGGAGCUUUGUGAAAUCUCCAAAAUCCUAAACGAAACCAGCAAGCCGGAGAAAGUUUUUGAAAAAGACGUUCAAGCGGGGGACCUGGUUUGUGCUUUUUUUGCAGACGACGAGUUGAAUUACAGAGCUGUCGUAACAGAAAAAAGUCCCGAUGGGUUACAUGUUGAAUACGUGGAUUACGGUAAUACCUCGGUUGUGCCGGUUUCCAAAGUAGCCAGGCUUCCAGAGAAACUGCUGUCGUACCCGGUGAUGAGUUUUCAUUGUACUCUAAACCGACAGAGUUUCGGCACCUCGGACGACGACCUGCUGCAUAAAUUUACCGAAAGAACAAACGAUCUUCAGCUCUGCUGUGAGUUUCUGCGACAGUGCGGCGAUAGGUGGGAAGUCCGCCUGAGCGAUCAGCAGGGCUCCGUUACCGACUUUCUGACCUCGUCUGUGUCUGAAGAACCCCCGUCAGCCGAGCCCACAGACGACUUACCUGCGAACGAUGCAGGGGAUACAACUGAAAACGUUACCUCUAGAGACUCGUUUGUGUGGAACUUGCCGCAGCGCGGUGAAACUGUAGACGUAUACGUUAGUGCCGUUGACAGCCCUGAACAUUUUUGGUGUCAGCUGACAACAUCCGACGUCGACGGGUUAGCGGUUAAAGUCCAGGAGGCAGGGGAGCUGUCUAUUGUAGACGAUUGCUUUAUUUCCGCCAUAGAAGUUGGGUCCCCGUGUAAUGUGAUGUAUAGCGAUGACAAUAACUGGUAUAGGGCAGCCGUCACACGCAUAGAAGCAGGACUCAUAACUGUAAGAUUUGUUGAUUAUGGCAACGAGGAGACUGUUAAGGCCGAUCAUGUACGGCAGCUUCCGAGCGCAUUAACAACGAUACCUGUUGUGGCGUUCCCGUGUUGCCUUGCGGGAUUUAAUCUUUCAGACGGAUGCUGGAAUUCAGAUGCCAAUACGUUUUUCUACAAUAGAGUCACAGAAGAUAGCUUGGAGAUUACCGUCGUUGGAAUUCAGCCGCCUGGAAUAGGCAAUAUACCGAUGGUGUCUGUGAGUGCAAAAUACAAAGGAGAGGAUAUUAAUGAAGAGAUGAGGCCGUUCUGGUGCGUUGGAACCGAUCGUGGCGCGAGUGCUUCGCUUACAGAGGACACCAAAGCACGUUGCGAUUCUUUAGAAUUCGAAACUGUUUCUGACACCAGUUUACCGGACUCUGACGCACCAGGCGACAACAUUCAGGAAAACGUCGAUCCUCAAGGAAAUGAUGAACAAGAAAAACAAGUCGCAGGAGACCGGGAGUGUUCAGGGCCAUGGAUCUCCUCUCAAGGGGAGGCAGCCAUUGAAACAGGUGAUGGUGAAGAAAGAAGUCCGGGAUAUUUGUUUUUUAACACGCGACAGGAUGAGGCGGCCGCUGGUGAUAGAGCAGCUUCGCAAGAGGACGACAUGCGGGGUAAAUGUCUUAAAAUCUACGUGACCCUGCAUCUUACUCUGCGUGUAGAGUAUGACUGCUCGAUAUGGCACUAA